This is a messenger RNA of Staurois parvus, 484 nucleotides long. Lineage: Eukaryota; Metazoa; Chordata; Amphibia; Anura; Ranidae. The record is from the annotation of a GenBank genome assembly.
UCUUGCUGCUGCCAGGUCCAGAGUGUCUCAUGGUCCCUGUACGGCCUCCCAUUGCUGCUGUCUCCAUCGCCACACUCUGCCAUGUGCCACUUUCAGGUCUCCUCACACUGCUGGUGGGAUCCAUUUUGUCAUAGGGUGCUGGCAGAUUACGGGCCUCCCAUUGCUGCUGCCAGGCCCGUAAUCUGCCAUGGGCCCCCGUACCACCUCCUCAUGCUGCUGCCAGGUCCAGAGUGUCUCAUGGGUCCCUGUACGGCCUCCCAUUGCUGCUGUCUCCAUCGCCACACUCUGCCAUGUGCCACUUUCAGGUCUCCUCACACUGCUGGUGGGUUCCAUUUUUGUCAUAGGGUGCUGUAUGGCCUCCCAUUGCUGCUGCCUCCACUGCCACACUGUGGCUCCACACUCUGGUUUUGGCCCCGUGACUGCCCAAAUGAGUGAAGUGUGCGGUGAUUCUAAGAUCGACGGCACUCAUCUGCAUGUCAUACUG